AUGAACCCAGAUCCAAACGAAUAUGGAUACUCGCAAACACCUCCAUAUCCGUCCUACCACGAACAAACCCACCUGAAUAUGCCGCAGCCACAGGCGCCGUGGGCUGGUUCGGCCCCAGGCUCAACCCCAGAGUCAUACAGCUACCCGGGAUCCCAGCGCUCCUCCCCAAACAGCACUGGGCAUAUAGACGACGCAGUGAGCUCCGCAUUUCACAAUAGUGGAUCCACAGGCUACCUCUCCCCGGAAGUUAUAUCGCAAAUCACAGCAACGGUGAUUCAGCAGCUCAAGACAACUGGGUUAGACAACCUACAAGGAUCGGGUGCGCCCCCGCCCCGUUCACAAUCACAACAGCCACCAUGGCAAAAGGAGGCCUCUUUGCAGCCAAACGCAGAGCCUCCUGCCGUACCCCCUCUGCGAAGCAGUUCAAUCCCCCCUCCCAGUUCGGCCGACAAUAUCCAUACUGUGAAUUUCCAGCCAAACGUCUCCGGCUACGCUAGUGAUAGUCGUCUCAGCCCCAAACCUACGCCUGAUCCCCUUGUGGAAAGAUGCAAUUCUACAUCGAGUCAGAGUAGUGACCGGAGUCAUCAUAGCCAUCACAAGGCGGAGCGCCCCAAGCCUCCAGAUCGGGACGCCACAGUUACGGAGAUGACUACUCUGGAGCGAAUUUGGGGGAAGUUGUUUGAAGAUGGUAAGCCGACGAAGAGGCUUGGCCAAUUCUUACGCGGAAUUGCGGUUCAUCUGAUUGAGGACUAUCCGCCGGGAAACACUCUGGUCAUUCCCCCUCACAAGCUGCAAAAAUUCUACCGUGAUACUCAUGAUCCCAAUGACCCUUAUCCAUGGCAAGACAUCUUCGACGACCGUACAUCUUCGAUAUCCCGUCUAUUCCGCGAAAUCAAGGUCGAACAUCAUCUCAUCCAAGAUGAUAUAGAAAAACGCCCAGAUAUCCCAGGCCUAACACCCAAAGGCUUCGAGACCUGGGCAACCUUGAUGAUACUCGCAAACCCAGGGCGCGAAUACGAGCGGCUCCAAAAAGCAGUCCUCAACAUGCCCAUCAACAACCCAGACGACAAGAAAGAGCGUUUCCCAAAGGAAAUCCCACGCCGUCUCUUCCCAGAAGUCGGAGAUAUCGCAAUCAGAGAAGACAUCGAGGACCGUCUGAUGGUCCACUGCGGCGUCGAUCUACCGUACAUCACCCCGGAAGAACGCAAUCAAUCCACCACCCGACCGACCCGAUCAUCCACCACAACCGCAUCACCCACAGAGCGAACCCACUCAUACGAGCGAGGCCGACCCCGCCCCACCGGUUCGACCCCAAGAUCAGCCCAACAACCACAACCAAGACCGGUCUCGACCGUCGUCACAGACGACGAAGACGAACCCAUCCCCUCAGUGCCAAUCGAGCGCGAACGCAAGCCGUACAGCGCCAAUCCAGGUGUCGGCAAAGUCUACGAAGAAUCAGGCUCGAGUCGCAGCCACGAGGACUCCUUCGCCACGCCCCGAGCCUCAGACUCUACCUACAAGGGACCGGCAUCGGCAUCGGAGCCAACUCCAGCACACCGCUUGCCCGAGUCCUAUGACCGCGACCUGCAGUACUCACACUCGGGAUCUGGCCAUUCUGCUGAUAAGCGGUUCUCGCAUGACUCCCGCAGCUCGUCACAGGGUGUGAAGCACCGCGGUGGUGGUGACUAUAGGCAUUCGGAGGGUGAUUUGCACAGUCGUGAUCAUUCGGCGAGAUAUGCGGGGCUGUCGGCACAUGAUUUGGGAUACACCGAGUCGCCUACUGCGAAUCUGUCUGAGGAUGAUGUGCGCAGGUAUCAUCGCGGUAGUCGGGGUAGUGAAGAUGAGUACUAUCGUGGAAGUGGGCAGAAUGGGGGGUCUGGGCCUUGGUAUGAUAAGUAUGACAAGUAUGCAUACCGUUGA
This is a messenger RNA of Penicillium robsamsonii, 1920 nucleotides long. RefSeq lists its product as uncharacterized. The transcript has 3 exons. The record is from RefSeq and is a predicted model, not a curated record. Bases 1 to 1920 code for a protein of 639 amino acids. Lineage: Eukaryota; Fungi; Ascomycota; Eurotiomycetes; Eurotiales; Aspergillaceae.